Molecule: messenger RNA, 2013 nt
Organism: Schizosaccharomyces osmophilus
Lineage: Eukaryota; Fungi; Ascomycota; Schizosaccharomycetes; Schizosaccharomycetales; Schizosaccharomycetaceae
Exons: 1
Coding region: 1-2013 (670 amino acids)
Source: RefSeq, a predicted model, not a curated record
AUGAUUUACAUCAAUUUUUCACUAAUUCAAUUUUACCUUGAUAUAGGCAAUAUCUUGUUGAAACCACUAACCAUUUCAUCUUGUAUCUUGGCCAUCCUUUGCUUCUUUCAAAACCUUGGAAGUGUUAUUAACUUUUCUCAGAAUGCUCUAAUUUGGAUUGCCAAAACCUUUUCUACUAUAACGAUUCUUACAUACUUGGCUCUGUCUACCUUCUUGAAAACAAUAAUAAUCACUGUUCUUUUUCCAUUCCAACUGCUCUACAAGGUCGCUAGCUUCUCGGUAAAGACAACUAUUCUUGCUCUUCAAAAAAUAAUUAUUUAUGCCUCUUGGGUUUUAGACUAUCAAGAAACGCUCCAAGCUUGGUCUCAAUCAAAAGAAAGCUCAGUGUAUAAUUUAAAAUCUUAUGAAUAUCAAAGUUGUUUUCAGAAUUUCCCCUCAGUUACCGGUUAUGUCUACUGUCUUGACGGAAAAGUGCAAUUGAUUUGGCAUUAUGGAGAACUCGAGCAUUUGACUCCACUCGUCAAUGGCCAAUACAUCGAGGCAGAUGGUGAAAAAAUAUCUUUUAAUGUGAAUGGAAGGAGUACCAAGAUGCAACAAAUCGUACGUGAGUACUUCCAUGAUGCGUUGAGUACAGACACCCAACUAUUUUGCUGCAAUCAAAUAUUCAAGUUAUACUGUCUAAGUGGUAUAAAAACAGAUUUCUUUCCUGGACUUCUCGAGUACGAAACCUCAACUGGUAAACUCAAAAUUGCUCAAAAAGAAACCUUAGAAGAAGUCUGUGACGAAACAAUUAAUGAAAGCGAACCAAAUGAUACUUAUGCAGAUACAGACUACUGGAAGUCAAUUUUUGAAGAUGAACCAAGAAUAAUUAUAGAAUGCAACGAUGAAACGGAAUUAAAUAAUGAUGAAAAGAACGAGGAGGACGUCUUCAAAAAUCAAAAUCAAGACUUAAAUCCAGAAACACUUUUAGAAGUCGAAGGAUCGAAGAGAAAUCCCUUGUCAUCUCAAGUCUUUCCUGAAAACUCAACAAAAGAAAGCGACCUAGACUCAGCUGAAACAAGUAGCCUUAAAAACAGCACUGAUACCGAGAAAUGCACUUUUAAUAUUGAAAAUGAACUUAGAGGAGACUAUGACAAUCAUGAAACUCACGUUGAAGAAGACGUUAACCCAAACUUAUUCCCAAUCCUCCCAAUUUAUGAACAAAAAGCAGACAGCGAAACAUUAGAAAAAGGUUCCAUCUUGGACCAAACAGAAGAAAAUGAUACUUAUAGUGGAUACACCAAAUGGGAGGACGAUCCGCGUUUGUUGCCAAUAAUACCAAUUUACGAAGAAAAAGAACACAAGGCAAACAAAACCAAAAGAAAGUACAAACAAAGAGAUAUGUUAUCAUUAGAACCGAAAUAUAGCUUCGACCUCGAAGAAGAAAAGAGCGAUGGCAAAGACAUGUUUCCAAAUUCAAACAGAUUGAUUUUUGAAUGCCUUGAGCAUAUGAGAGAAAAUUGGGGACUCGACGAUGCAGUACAAAAGGAAGAAGAUAACACUUUAAGCGAACUAAACCCGGAAGAGCGAAAUCAGAAUGCACAACUGCCACGCGCAACCGGAGUAUAUACCACUAAAGAAGCGAUCACAUAUCCCAAUGGCGGCGAAAACAUUCGACCUCUCGAAUCAGAUUGCGAUACUUCAGACGACGAAGAUGAAGGGGAUGAAGGAGAUGAAAAAAUCAUGAAACUCGAAGAUUUAUUUUAUGAACCAUUUAGUGAUGACGAUGAUGAUUAUAAUUUUUUUUUACAGCAAAAGGAACAUUCUUCCAGCAGAAAAGAAUCACAUAAUGAAACAGAAAAGAUGGCAAAUGAAGUUAUGGAGAUUGACGACCUUCAAUUAAUGGAGGAAGAGAAAAACAAGACAUUGAAGAUGCAGUUAUGUAUGAGUUUUAUAGCCGAGCGAUUUCUUCAACCGUCUCAAAACGAUUCAGACGUUCACUAUGAUGGCGAAGACGCAGGGUGCCGGUCAUAA